Molecule: messenger RNA, 5385 nt
Organism: Exophiala dermatitidis NIH/UT8656
Lineage: Eukaryota; Fungi; Ascomycota; Eurotiomycetes; Chaetothyriales; Herpotrichiellaceae
Exons: 1
Coding region: 1-5385 (1794 amino acids)
Molecular function (GO): protein binding
Source: RefSeq, a predicted model, not a curated record
AUGGAGCCAUGGCUAGAUUCUCUUUCCGAGGACUGGAAGUCGGAACACCGCUCCUCCUCUCCCGCUCCCUCUCUUUCGAGCAGCCGUCAGAAUCAUAGCAGCAUCCUGUCCCGCUCGCAAAGCCGCAUUCCCCAUCUAGCAAAGAACAUGCGCAAAGAUUCUUCCUCGGGAAGCUUCUUGAGACAUAGGUCUACGCGGGGCCAGGCACGACAAAACAGCGAAUCCAUCCUACGCGAACGUAGCGCAUCAAGCCUGAAUAUGCCGCCUCAGUCGGGGUCGCAAAAACAAGCGAGUCUCCCACGCCGUCCCUCGAGUGCUUUUUCCGAGUCGCAAAACUCGGUUCAGCACCAUUCAAUACAUGAGAAGCCCGCCGCGGAUCAAACACCUGAAUGGAAGAGGAGGCUUAUCCACGGCGAGGAUCUUGGCAGUGAUGGCUUUGACCUCUUCUCCCCGUCCAAGCUCGAAGGCAUAUUCAAAAACCCGGCACCAUCAGGAGGACAACAGAGAGAUCAUAACUCGGAACAAACCGAAAGCGAUUCCGUUCGCCGGAAGCCAUUCACCCUUCCCACAACCAAUCCUUUGUCAGACCAAUACAGCAGCGUCCGACAGACGAGAAGUCUUCCUAAUCUCGAAGUCCUCGAGGAGGUUAAUGAGGAGGAUGAACUCUCUGGGCACGAUUUACCCGCCUUGCCAUCAAGUCCUGCUCGUGCGGACUCCGCGGGGUCUAUUAGAGGUCUUGUCAAGCAUCGGGUUCAAUCGCUUGAACGUGCCAGUGCGAAUGUGUCCGGCGCGUCGUCUCCGACCAGCUCUCAACAAGACGGUUAUGACGUGAGCGAUCCACGAUGGAGAACAGUCAGUGGCCAGGAAGAGUUGAAGAAUGAAUUCAUCAGCCCAGUUACAAUGUCAAAGCAAAACUCCAUACGUGCUACAGCUCUACGGAAUUCUCUCGAGGCCAAUGUACAGGCCUUGGAUAGCAGACUGAAGAAGAUUUUGCCGGGUGACAUGGAGCGACCCUCCUCCAGCGCGAGCGACAGGGACAUCAGCUAUGGAAACAAGUCUGAUCUCCUCACGACUAACAACAACGAGCCACUGCCGGACUUAACCUCCCAGUCUUUACCGGACGAUCUAUCGAUGGGAACGCAAGACUUUAUUUCACAUGGCGGUUUUAUCAAUUCAAGGCGAGGCGGGCGCUCAAAUGAAGCUUCAUUCCUCCACAAAUCCCUCAGCCUGUCGCAAGAGCAGUCACAGGAGCACUCCCAGUUCGAGUCAAAUUGGCGACCUACCAUGCAGUUCCACAGUUCUCCUCCUCAGAAUUCCCGAUUUUACGAUGAGAGCAUCGAACAAAGCAAAUUCAGCGCCAGCGCUCCAGGCUCGCCUCACGACACGAGCGUAGUCCAUCAUACCGAGAGCCACAGCAAACCGGUUUCGUCCGGAAGUCCAUUGAAACUCUUCGGAAACCGAGAUACAUAUACAAACAACAAAUUGAUGCGGAUCCUGAGCCAUUUUGAAGAGCCUGGUGACCAGUCAGAGAACCAAGAAGAAUCACCUCAAGAACAGCAAGAACAGCAAGAUAACGCGCUUCGCAUGAGUCAGUUUGGUAAAGGAGAGCUUGAUGGCUUUGGCUUUGUCCAGGACGUACCGAAACCUGCGCCGAUAGAGUCAGCUCUCGUCAGCUCCAAUGACAGGAUCUUCAGAUCAGUGUUGGAUGACAAUGGAGAAACCCACGACAUGACAUCAAAGACUCGACCGGAAUAUCCUCAGGGCGAUCAAAGGCAAGGAAAACCAACGGAAGCUUCUGGUGUGUCGGAGAAGGAUCGAAUGACUAAACGACGUAAGACUCUUGUGAAAGACAUGGUCAGCAUUGAAGGUCACGAGCUGGAAUUCAAAGUGAGCCAGCUGGAUGAAGUAGCCACUCUGGCAGGAAAGAAACGAAAAGACGCCAGACCUGGAGACGAUGGCAUGCCGGCUGAUCCAGAGGUUCUUGCUUCACGCAGUCUUCUCAAGCCUAAACUGUCGCGACGAACAUCAGUCAAUCGAGUCCCAUCGGACACGCAGAGAGAGCCAAUUCAAGAAGAGUCUGGAGCAGAGAGUCCUGCGGAAGGUCUUACGGAGGCGUUGGCUGCAGAACUGGCUUCCUUUGCGCAAGACGCUGCUCAGCUCAAUAACGAUUCUCGCAAGCCGUCACUUGCUACUAAAGACUACAUGGAAGAGGCAAACAAGGUGAUGCAGUUCAUUCGCUCUCGAGGGAAGCCCAAGCCUGCAUUGCCUGAAAUCAGUGAGCCUGAAAACGUAUCUGAGUUGAAUCCAGAUGCGAUCCUGGAUCUUGAUAUCGAUGCGGAGUCGACGAAGGAUGACUUUUCAAGGCCACCUUCUCGCGAUCGCACUGCAAAGCCUCUUCCAGAUCGUCGUCAUGCCCGGCAUGACUCCCGAACGGCGGACUACCUCAAGAAAUAUCAAGAUCAGGACGAUAUGGAUAUGUUGACUAGCACGUCCGUUUUUGGAACUGGAAAUUUGGCUCCGAUUGAUAAGAGGCAGAUCCAGGUGGAAGGCUCAGAUCGGAAUGCUCUUGACGACUCUCAAAACUCUCAGGAAAGCAGUCCUCCGAACAUUCGCAUUUUGAACCACUCCGAGACGGUGAGAAAACGCAAAUACUCUACAUCCACCGUCGAUGCGCCCGCAGACUCUACUCUGCCACAGCCAAUAUCAAGUCAACACUCGGAUCCAAGUUCAACACAGCGCACAUUCCCUACAAGCUCGUCCACGUCUGGUCAUAAAGGGGUGAUAGCCUGUGGAACGGUUUCCAUACCAGAUCAAGUUGGGUUGAUGACUUUUGACCACGAGAAGAAAAUGUGGGUCAAGAAGAUGGCAUCUAAGGAUGAUUCUCGACCGUUCAGCAGGCUUGAAAGAACCGAAGACGACCCAUUCGGCGACAUACCUGAUCUCAGCAUUGAUGAACAGCAGGAAUUGGAGAGGGCUCGACGUGAACGUGAGGAACGUCAGCAACUUGAGCAACAGUCGGAGGGAAAGGUGGCUGAUUCAGAAGCUGGGAUGGACUCAAAAGUCCAGCAGCAACCAUAUCGACAGCCGCUGGCCGAGCUGGACCCCGAAAUGGUGACAAAUGGAGACCAAAGAGACCAACAGCUUUCAGAAUCUGAAGAUGAAGAUGAAGACGAACAUAUCAAUCAAAGCUCAUUGCGGUCAAAAGCUUCCGAGCACGAAGCCAACCUUCACAAUGGCGUCGCGUCAGAACCUCCUGUCCAGCUCAAGGAAGGUCGCCGGCAGGCCAGAGUGGUGACGAUAGCAUUUUCGUCCCCAGUGGUGUCUGGUGUCAAUUACGCCAACAUGUCUGACCAAGAUUUCGAUGAUUUACCCCGUGAAGAUGACCUCCCAAUUGAUGACUCUCAGAUCGACCUAGAAGAUGAGCAUUUGGAAGACAGGAUUCCAGGACAGUUCGCUACACAGAAAGUUGCCCACUCCCAGCAAAAGCAGAGCCAGACCGGGACCAAAGAGCCCAAAAAUGCCGUCAAUUUCCAACCUCGAACGAUAUCACCCAUCGCAGAGGAUGAUGAAGACCAGUUUGAGGGACAGAUGAGCAUGAUCCGGGUGAGGCAGUCAAGCGAAAUGACCCCCGCUGGCCCCGGGACAAUAUCGAAACGAAAUAAGGCGACAAAUAAGGCCUCGAGUAUUCUGUGUCUGACACCUCUCUCCGAAUUUUCAGUCCACCAGAUUGAUAGUGCCAAACAUCUAGACCAAAGCUACGUUGAGGAGAGAAAACAUCCAAACGCACUUCGACAAGCACACGGUUCGCUGGCUUUGGCUGUGGAUGAACUAGUCAAAGCCAUAACAGACGCUGUGCCCGACGAGCUUUACUGGGAACAACUACGCCGACUAGCUCUCAAGAAAAAUAGCGUGUCAUCUGUCCAUGGUCUCCAAGAGUAUUGCCCUGUACUGGAGGAGCUUUCAGUCCACGACAACCAACUCACCCAAGUGAACGGUCUGCCGCAAUCUCUUCGAGUUCUCGAUAUCCACAACAACAUGCUCAACGACUUGACUUCGUGGGGUCAUUUGCACAAUCUUCAGUAUCUCGAUGUGUCUGGAAAUCAGCUGGAGAGUCUGGAAGGCUUCAGUUCUUUGGUACAUCUGCGCAGCCUAAAGGUCAACAAUAACCGAGUCACUAACAUUGACGGCAUUUUGGACCUCAAUGGGCUUCUCGAGCUGGAACUCAGUGGCAACGAUCUGGUGACAGUCGAUUUCGAGGGCUCUGAGCUGAGUCGGUUGAAGUCACUCGAUUUGAGUCACAACCAACUGAUUGCAGCUCGCAAUCUGGAUUGUCUUCCUGCACUUCAAGAACUGGAUCUCUCGCACAACAUGCUCGAGGAAUUUGCAGUGCCCAGCGGUGGUGGCAAGGUUUUGGAUGUGACUGACCUUCGACUGGCCGGGAAUCAAUUAUCUACAAUCGACCUGAGGCAGCUACCGUCGCUGACACGACUGGAUCUUGAUAGCAACAGCAUCAAGGAUAUCCAUGGGCUCUCUCUGGCCUACAAUCUUGAGGUCCUGUCACUGCGAGAACAGCGAGAUAGCCCAGACAUUCUGAGUUUGGUUCUCUCGACUCCCAAUGAAUGUCGACAAAUACGUCUGUCGUCGAACCAUGUUCAGAACGGCACAUUCGCUCUUCCCUCAACGCCACAGAACAAUCUGCGCGAGUUGGAAAUCGCGGCGUGCGGCAUCUCAGAGUUUCCCAUGUCAUUCGGGGCAUGUUUUCCCAACUGUCGCUCUCUUAAUGCCAACUUUAAUGCGAUCGGCGACAUCGCCCCGCUUCGCAAAAUGCUCAAGCUCAAGUCAUUGUUUCUUGCCGGAAACCGCAUCAGGAAGUUGCGUCGGACUUGCGUUGUCUUAUCGAGGCUGGGAUUACUUGAAAGUCUCGAACUCAGAGAUAAUCCGUUGACAGUCGGCUUUUACAGUCCUUUGUCAAUGAGCACUGACAGAGGGGCUGAGACUGAUCUUGAAGGCGGGAUGGAGUCGAUAUAUCUUCUCCCCCAAGCGUCGGCGGUCGAUGAUCUUCAUUGGAUCAAGAUGCUCGAUGAGAUCACGGGACUCAAACGCCGCACAAUCGAGUUGUUGUUGGUUGACCAUUGCAGGAAUCUGGUGCAUUUGGAUGGACUGCCCUUAUCUCGGGAACGUGUGUUGGGACAGGAUGCGGUUUGGGGAACCUUGACGGCACGGGGUGUACUGAAGAAACCGAAUCCGUCGCCGGAUGAAAAUUCGGUUGCGGAGAGUGUUGUAGAAGAAGAUGGCGAUCAUGGUCAAAGUGAGCAUGGACAAAGUGAAACUGAAGGGAGAGAGCAAGAGGAGCAGAAUGUGACGGAUCACGUUACGUCUCCAUGA